Messenger RNA from Mollisia scopiformis, 2364 nucleotides. RefSeq lists its product as uncharacterized. The transcript has 2 exons. Lineage: Eukaryota; Fungi; Ascomycota; Leotiomycetes; Helotiales; Mollisiaceae. The annotation marks the transcript as partial. The record is from RefSeq and is a predicted model, not a curated record.
UCGCUUGACGAAGCGACAUCAUCAGUAGACGCCCUUGUUGCAGAUAACUCACAAGACGAUUUUGUUGUAUCAGCAAUACCAGAUCUUUACGACAAAGUAUCACGCUCGUCGACGCCAUCUGUCCCCCCUGGUCUGAGUCUGCCACACGCUCACCCUUCCCUUGUCACGUCAGAGGAGAAUUCGGCAAAGCCAACCUCUCGAAUCCUCCCCACUACAGCACCGUUCCAGCCAGCACGCAGCUCUAAUUUCAUUCCAGGAACUGCGACCCCAUUGGCGAAUGUGAUAUCUGGUCCAUCCGCAACAGUCUCUCAAGGCAAUCGAGUUCCACCCGUAGAGACAACAAUCUCGCAAGCCAAACAGGACGUGAAGUCUUUGGCCACAAGCACAGGACUUUCAAAGACCAUUGCGUCUCAAUCGUCGCAGCCAGGCCUGAAAUCCGAAGACUUUCCUGCGCUAGAAAGUAGUGGGAAGAACAAGGUUGACACGUCCAAGUCAAACACGUCCAACACGUCCAACACGUCCAACACGUCCGGGGUGGUUGCGAAAAAAUCCGCAACUGCUAAGUCGACCGUCGCAACUACUGUCGGCAAGAAGUCAGAUCCUUCCGCAGCCAGCUCCCAACCCACUCUGUCAAUUUCGAAAGCAGUUGAGAAGCGCACUGCUGCUGGCCUGAAUAUUUCUGUCCCGUCGAGAUCUACUGCCAAAAUUCCUACCGGCCCUGCUACUCCCAGCAAGUCUACUGUGCCACCUUCCGCCUUUCCUCCUCUACCGACAAGCACAUCUACCACAACUGCUGCCCAGUCACCGUUGACACGUAAAGCUCCUACGACUUUACGCCUCACUUCGACGCCGAAGACUGAGAUACCACCAACUGGAAUUGCGACACCUUCCUCGGUGACUUCUAUGUUCCCGCCUGCUUUUCCUCCAUCACGUCAACCAAGCUUAGCAUCAAUAACAAGAAUGGACCGCCCUGGAACUCCCACCAGUGAAAUGAUGUCUGACAACGCAUCCAUUACGUCCGCCUCCAUGUCCCGGGCUAGCUCACCACCACCUUCGAAUUUGAUAGGCUCUGCUCCUGUCCGCACCACAACGAAGAGCAUGCAGAGAAAGCAACGUAAGGAGGUACAAAGAGAGAAGGAGAAGGCUGAGUUGGAGGCAUCUACUGCCAAGACAGACCGUGAACCAGAGAUUGCGCCAAUCUUGGGUAGAAAGAAGAAGGUCAAGAAGGAGCGCACCACACACAGUGCCGCUGGAGGUUCUACACCUGCUGUCAGUAGACCCCCAUCUCCAGGUCCAUCGGAGCCAGCCGAAAGUCAAAAGGCGAAGGAGGAGAUGAUUCAACAACAGGCGAAAGCUGAAGAUAAAACUGUCUCUGUACAAGAUACGAAGCUCAAGGGCAAGGCCAAAUUGCAACGACAGCCAUCACCAGAACCCUUUCCAGCUGCUUCUGAGGUUGAGGAGGAAACGAUGAAUAAGCCCAUGGCUACACCGGCCUCGAUUCUCAAGGACCUCGUGAGUGAAGGUGCCAUCAAGGAUGCCAACGACCUGGCCUUCUUCAAGCAUCCUCCCUUGGCGUUCCGACACCCGGAUCCCAUUACCGAUCUCAGCUUCAACCAGAAGCUCACAAUUACUGCUGAUGAUCGCACUACCUUGCUCGCUGGUCGCUCAGUUCACAAGACUACGAAUGGACUAGUUAGAAUGAUGUUGACACCCAAUGGUGAAUGUGUGCGCAAUUUGACAGAGGAAGAGGAGCGAACUUACCUUGCCUUGCAACGUUCACUAGCAGAACAGUCAAGUGCUACUCACUUCGUUCCCUCUCGACACACUACUGGGAGUGGGUUUGCGUUGAUUGAGGGUCGAGCUGUGCCCAAUGGUCCACCAUCAUACUUUCCCACGUCGAACGCUGGUACUGCACCAAUGGAUCCAGUUGCCAAGAUCAACCGCGAUGAGGCACUCGGCUAUAUCAACCAGUUCGUCUUACCCUCGUUGUCCACCAAUAUGCAAUUGGAGCAGGCGUUGAACAGUAAUACACUUGAUCCCGAGGUCAUGCGCUCUGGUGCUUCUGCCGCAUGGGCUUCUUGGGGCACGGAUCCUACAAAUCCACAUCUCGAGAACAACGAAGGUGGCUACGGUGGAUCGACCAAUCGCGAGGGUAUGAUUGCUACGGGUAUCGAAAACAUGACGGCGCACUUGGCCAUCAGCGGAGACAUGACUCGCAACCAACCCAACACUGUUUCCCUGCUCAGCUUGCCCGAAUCGGAGACUGCUAUGCAACAUGCUAGGAAGGAUGCUGAUAUUCUGGAGAAGAAAUUGAGUGCUCUCAUCAAGAAGAACCGAAGAAUGGUGAUUGGAGGCAGUCAUUGA